Perognathus longimembris pacificus (Pacific pocket mouse) is the source of this 585-nucleotide messenger RNA. RefSeq names its product non-POU domain-containing octamer-binding protein-like. Gene Ontology annotation, cellular component: nucleus. Lineage: Eukaryota; Metazoa; Chordata; Mammalia; Rodentia; Heteromyidae. Gene Ontology annotation, biological process: regulation of DNA-templated transcription. Gene Ontology annotation, molecular function: RNA binding. The coding region runs from base 1 to 585 and encodes 194 amino acids. The record is from RefSeq and is a predicted model, not a curated record. The transcript has a single exon.
AUGAGGAAACUAUUUGAAAAAUAUGGGAAGGCAGGAGAAGUUUUCAUUCACAAGGAUAAAGGCUUUGGCUUUAUCCACCUGGAAACACGAACCCUUGCGGAGAUUGCCAAACUGGAGCUGGACAACAUGCUACUCCUUGGAAAACAGUUGCGCGUGCGCUUUGCCUGCCACAGUGCAUCCCUUACUGUCCGAAACCUUCCUCAGUAUGUGUCCAAUGAGCUUUUGGAGGAAGCCUUUUCUGUGUUUGGCCAAGUGGAAAGGGCUGUAGUCAUUGUGGAUGAUCGAGGAAGGCCCUCAGGAAAAGGCAUCGUUGAGUUCUCAGGGAAGCCAGCUGCUCGGAAAGCUCUGGACAGGUGCAGUGAAGGUUCCUUCCUGCUAACCACAUUUCCUCGGCCUGUGACUGUGGAGCCCAUGGACCAGUUAGAUGAUGAAGAGGGGCUUCCAGAAAAGUUGGUUAUAAAAACCCAACAAUUUCAUAAGGAACGAGAGAAGCCACCCAGAUUUGCACAGCCUGGCUCCUUUGAGUAUGAGUAUGCCAUGCGCUGGAAGGCACUCACUGAAAUGGAGAAGCAGCAGCAGGACUAA